Messenger RNA from Paramecium octaurelia, 302 nucleotides. The record is from the annotation of a GenBank genome assembly. Lineage: Eukaryota; Ciliophora; Oligohymenophorea; Peniculida; Parameciidae.
GUUUUAUCCUCCUUAUGAAGAGAGAGCAAAUGAGUAAAAUCAGAGAAUCAAAUAGGUUUGAAUAUUAAUAAAUAUUUAUUAUGCACUUUUUGGUUGAUUCUUAGUGGCUAGAUAAUGAAUAAUUCUUGAAAACAAAAUAAAAUUAAUGUUAUUAUUUUAAAGUUGGUCUAAUUGUUAGAUUUAAUUGUAUAUUUGAAAUUGGGAUAUAAGAAAGAAUCUUAAGAAGAGUAGGACAUGGGGAAUUGAGGCAGAAGGAUUAUUAAUAAUAUAAAAUUAUAUUGGAAAAUGAGUAUAAAUGAGGA